CUGCCGGCACCUUUGUAAGGAGGACCCCUGGACUGAGAAGAUACAGGAGCCCUUGCUCUCCUGGAACACGGUGGAGUUCUGAAUAUCCUUGCAAGGUCUGGCUGGUGGCCCUAUGGGGCGGUGACCUUAACCGGCCGCCGGCUGGGGUGGGGGCAGGGGAGGGCCGCACCACAGCUGUUCCCAGAAAUGUACAUCCCCUCCCAGGGCUGACUCGACCUCUACCCGUUUGCCCACCGGCCUGUGCAAGGCAAGUCCUGAUUUCCUAAGACCCUCGCUUUCCUCAGCGGACGCCUCUUCAGCUCCCAACCCCAGGGUUAUGAAACGGGAUCGGGCAGAGCAGUGGGUUAGAUUCCGGGUCCAGAGUCCUCCCUUGGGGAGUCCCUGCACUCGCGUCCUGUGGAAGCACAUCUCUUCCCGCACAGGAGGGGAGAGGUGGCCGGCAGUUUCUCGCUCCGGCCAGAGCCCCGCGCACGCUAGCCUGGGCGUCCGGGGACAAAGGCGCAGGCACAUCUGGACGUGGGGGUCUAAGGUUGCCCUCCGUUCCGGGGCACCCAAGGCGUGUGGUCCCGGGCCGGACUGGCGGGAAGCACCGCGCUCAGCCCUGACGCCAAGGCUAUUCGGGCCCCAAAGAUCGCCCCUCAGCGGGUCGCCCGGGGCCCCGCCCACCUUAUGCAGGGGCGGGCCCUCGUGUGCCCAUUGGUUCUGGCCGUCGCGCUGUCUCCCCGAGCGGCCCUCCCAUUGGCCUCGCUCCGCUCACGUGACUGAGAGAACAAGGGGGCGUAGGCGGCGGCGGGGUGGGGGAGCGUACAGGGAAAACAAAGAUGGCGGCCGCGCCGGGGUCGGUGGCCGCGGCGGCUGCGGGGCGACGCGCGGGCCGAACCCACUGAGGCGGCGGCGCAGGGAGCGGGGCUGCGGGGUCGCGGCGGCGGCGGCGAGAGGGCGGAGGGAGCGCGCGGCGCCCCUAACCUCUAGCCGCGGGAGCGCGCCGGCACCCGCCCGCCGGGCCGGCCGGCCGCGAUGUCCGGCGCCGAGGAGGCCGGCGGGGGCGGCCCGGCCGCGGGGCCUGCCGGUGCCGUGCCGGCCGGGGUCGGGGCCGGGGCCGGGGUCGGGGCCGGGGCCGGAGCGUCUGCGGGGCCGGCGGCGGCGCUGGGCGAGGCGGCGGGGCCCGGGAUCCCAGACGAGGCGGGCCUGGCCGGCGCCCGGCAGCUGCAGGAGGCGGCGGGCGACUCCGAUGCGCCGCCCAAGAAGCGGCUACGGGCGGCCGAGACGGCCGAGGCGGCGGCGGCGGCGGCGGCGGCGGGCAGCGGGAAGCUGGAGGAGCGGCUCUACUCGGUUCUGUGCUGCACGGUCUGCCUGGACCUGCCCAAGGCCUCCGUGUACCAGUGUACUAAUGGGCACUUGAUGUGCGCUGGCUGUUUUAUCCACCUACUAGCAGAUGCCCGGCUGAAGGAGGAGCAAGCCACGUGCCCCAACUGUCGUUGCGAGAUCAGUAAGAGCCUCUGCUGCCGCAACCUGGCCGUGGAGAAGGCCGUGAGCGAGCUGCCCUCUGAGUGUGGCUUCUGCCUGUGCCAGUUCCCCCGCUCCCUCCUGGAGAGGCACCAGAAAGAGGAGUGCCAGGACAGGGCUCACCUCCUCCCCAGGGUGACGCAGUGCAAGUACAAGCGUAUCGGCUGCCCAUGGCACGGCCCUUUCCACGAGCUGACAGUGCACGAGGCCGCGUGUGCCCACCCAACCAAGACGGGCAAUGAGCUGAUGGAGAUCCUGGACGAGAUGGACCAGAGCCACCGCAAGGAGAUGCAGCUCUACAACAGCAUCUUUAGCCUGCUCAGCUUCGAGAAGAUCGGCUACACAGAGGUCCAGUUCCGGCCGUACCGCACGGAUGACUUCAUCACGCGCCUGUACUACGAGACGCCGCGGUUCACGGUGCUGAACCAGACGUGGGUCCUAAAGGCGCGCGUGAACGACUCGGAGCGCAACCCCAACCUGUCGUGCAAGCGCACGCUGUCCUUCCAGCUCCUCCUCAAGAGCAAGGUGACGGCGCCCCUGGAGUGCUCUUUCCUGCUGCUCAAGGGCCCGUACGACGACGUGAAGAUCAGCCCUGUCAUCUACCACUUUGUCUUCACCAACGAGAGCAACGAGACGGACUACGUGCCGCUGCCCAUCGUCGACUCCGUGGAGUGCAACAAGCUGCUGGCCGCCAAGAACAUCAACCUGCGGCUCUUCCUGUUCCAGAUACAGAAGUAGGCGGCCCCGCGGCACUGCCCGCGCCUGCCGGCAGCGGCCUCACGGCGCCAUCGCCCAUCUCGCCAAGGAGAAGGAGCAGAGGCGAACACUGGGACGUCUGCAUGCGUGUGCGAAGGUGGGAGCGCCCCCCUCGCCCUCUGCCCCACCUCCCCUGUCCCGGGCGCUGGAGGCCGGGCCACCGCAGAGGGGACGCUGCUCCGGGACCCAAGGGGCGCGGCGCAGCACGGCAGCCUGGCCCCGGCCCCUACCGCGCAGCGGGCCACACGCCUGCUCUGGGCCACACAUGGGGCUGUGCACGGCCCCUGGGCCGGGCUCGGGGGCGCUGACCUCAGACAGCAUAUUUGAUUGCAAUUAAAAAGGCACCCUUGUUUCCUA
This is a messenger RNA of Orcinus orca (killer whale), 2619 nucleotides long. RefSeq names its product zinc finger TRAF-type containing 1 (gene ZFTRAF1). The record is from RefSeq and is a predicted model, not a curated record. The transcript is spliced from 4 exons. NCBI's taxonomy places the organism in Eukaryota, Metazoa, Chordata, Mammalia, Artiodactyla, Delphinidae. Bases 1018 to 2244 code for a protein of 408 amino acids. Gene Ontology annotation, cellular component: nucleus. Gene Ontology annotation, molecular function: zinc ion binding.